Messenger RNA from Lachancea sp. 'fantastica', 351 nucleotides. Lineage: Eukaryota; Fungi; Ascomycota; Saccharomycetes; Saccharomycetales; Saccharomycetaceae. The record is from the annotation of a GenBank genome assembly.
AUGUCUACAGCCGCCCAGAAACUGACCAUGGAAUACACUACCGCUCAACAGGGACUCGAAGACCUGGUCGUUGCCAGACAGAAACUGGAAACGCAGUUGCAGGAAAACAAGAUUGUACAGGACGAGUUCGACACGCUGAAAGAUGAGACGAAAGUCUACAAGCUAACAGGAAAUGUGUUGCUACCAGUGGAACAGUUUGAAGCGAAAAACAACGUUGAGAAAAGACUGGAGUUCAUCACCGCUGAGAUUAAAAAAUGCGAAGAAAACAUCAAAACCAAGCAAGCAGCCCUGGAAAAGAUGCGUGCGGAGCUAAUACAGACCCAGGGUGCACAGCAGAGCGUACAGGCCUAG